GCGGUGAACUGGCCAUGGCGAGUGAAGGCAAGCAAGUUGUUCAGCCAACAGGUGAUGAUGGAGGAGGAGCAGCGGGAAAAGAAGGAAAUGCUGCUGAGGGGGGAAGUGUGCUGCAGCCUUUGAAUCCGGGAGUCCCCAUCCGAGGCAUCAAGAUGAAAUUCGCCGUGCUGACGGGACUGGUGGAAGUUGGUGAAGUGUCCAACAGAGACAUAGUUGACACUGUGUUUAACCUGCUCGUCGGCGGCCAGUUUGACUUGGAAAUGAACUUUAUCAUCCAAGAAGGAGAGGGCAUCACCUGCAUGGUGGACUUACUGGAUAAGUGUGAUCCCACCUGCCAGGCUGAGGUUUGGAGCAUGUUCACAGCAAUCCUGAAGAAAAGCAUUCGGAAUCUCCAGGCGUGCACGGAGGUGGGGCUCGUGGAACAAGUGCUCAGGAGGAUCGACAGAGCUGACAACAUGAUUGCAGAUCUCCUAGUGGACAUGCUGGGUGUGUUGGCUAGCUAUAACCUGACAGUCCGAGAGCUGAAGUUAUUCUUCAGCAAGCUGCAAGGAGAAAAAGGGAGAUGGCCACCACAUGCUGGGAAGUUACUGUCUGUGUUGAAACACAUGCCUCAGAAGUAUGGACCUGAUGCCUUCUUCAACUUUCCAGGAAAAAGUGCUGCAGCUAUUGCCUUACCUCCUAUAGCCAAGUGGCCAUACCAGAAUGGAUUUACUUUCCACACUUGGCUGAGAAUGGAUCCUGUAAAUAAUAUUAAUGUGGAUAAGGAUAAGCCUUAUUUAUAUUGUUUUCGAACAAACAAAGGACUUGGUUAUUCUGCUCACUUUGUUGGAGGCUGCUUGAUUGUAACGUCCAUAAAAUCAAAAGGAAAAGGUUUCCAGCACUGUGUAAAAUUUGAUUUCAAGCCACAAAAGUGGUACAUGGUGACUAUAGUGCACAUCUAUAACCGCUGGAAGAACAGCGAGCUCCGGUGUUACGUGAACGGGGAACUGGCAUCUUAUGGGGAAAUAACAUGGUUUGUCAACACCAGUGAUACAUUUGACAAAUGUUUCCUGGGUUCUUCAGAAACAGCAGAUGCCAAUCGAGUGUUUUGUGGGCAGAUGACAUCUGUUUACCUUUUUAGUGAGGCUCUCAAUGCUGCUCAGAUCUUUGCCAUUUAUCAGCUUGGCCUGGGAUAUAAGGGAACAUUCAAGUUCAAGGCAGAAAGUGACCUCUUCCUUGAUGAACAUCACAAAUUAUUGCUGUAUGAUGGCAAACUCUCCAGUGCUAUUGCUUUUAUGUACAAUCCAAGGGCUACAGAUGCACAGCUGUGUCUAGAGUCAUCCCCUAAGGAUAACCCUUCUAUUUUUGUUCAUUCACCACAUGCCCUCAUGCUGCAGGAUGUGAAAGCAGUCUUGACGCACUCCAUCCAAAGUGCCCUGCACUCCAUUGGAGGAGUACAGGUGCUUUUCCCUCUCUUUGCACAGUUGGACUAUAGGCAAUAUUCCUCAGACCACAUUGAUACAACUGUUUGCUCUACUUUACUGGCAUUCAUCAUGGAGUUGUUGAAGAACUCUAUUGCUAUGCAAGAACAGAUGCUUUCCUGUAAAGGCUUCCUUGUGAUAGGGCACAGCCUAGAGAAGUCUUCCAAAGCCCAUGUUACCAGAGCCGUGCUAGAACUUUGCCUUGCCUUCUCAAAAUACCUGAGCAAUUUACACAAUGGGGUGCCCCUGCUGAAGCAGCUGUGUGAUCAUGUUCUCCUGAAUCCUGCAAUAUGGAUUCAUAUCCCAGCACAGGUUCAGCUGACCCUGUACACUUACCUGUCUACUGAGUUCAUUGCCACUGUUAACAUUUAUGGAGCAAUCCGACGGGUUGGGACAGUUCUUUUGGUCAUGCACACCCUCAAGUAUUAUUACUGGGUGGUGAACCCUCAGGAUCGCAGUGGGAUAACUCCCAAGGGCAUAGAUGGUCCACGGCCUACUCAGAAGGAGAUUUUAUCCCUGCGAGCAUUUUUGUUGAUGUUUAUUAAACAGCUGGUGAUGAAGGACUAUGGAAUAAAAGAAGACGAAUUGCAGGCUAUCCUCAAUUACCUGCUUACUAUACAUGAGGAUGACAAUCUAAUGGAUGUCUUGCAGUUGCUGGUUGCUCUGAUGUCAGAGCAUCCUGGUUCUAUGAUCCCUGCAUUUGAUCAGAGAAAUGGAUUACAGGUUGUAUACAAGCUCUUAGCAUCACAAAGUGAAGGCAUCAGGGUGCAAGCUCUGAAAGUGAUGGGAUAUUUCUUAAAGCAUCUUGCUCCAAAGAGGAAAGCUGAAGUCAUGCUUGGACAUGGAUUGUUCUCUUUGUUGGCUGAAAGGCUGAUGCUUCAGACAAGUUUAUUCACCAUGACCACAUACAAUGUCCUGUUUGAGAUUCUGACUGAACAGAUUUGCACUCAAGUAAUACAUAAACAACAUCCUGACCCAGAUUCUACAGUGAAGAUACAAAAUCCUCAGAUUUUGAAGGUAAUUGCAAUCCUGAUCCGUAAUUCUCCACAGUGUCCAGAAACUCUGGAGGUCCGGAGAGCCUUUCUCUCGGAUAUGAUUAAACUGUUUAAUAACAGCAGAGAGAACAGGAGGAGUUUGUUGCAGUGCUCUGUCUGGCAGGAAUGGAUGCUUUCCCUUUGUUGUUUUAACCCAAAGACUUCUGAGGAGCAGAAGAUAACUGAGAUGGUGUACACCAUAUUUCGGAUUUUGCUGUACCAUGCAAUAAAAUAUGAGUGGGGUGGCUGGCGUGUGUGGGUGGAUACACUGUCAAUCACACAUUCAAAGGUAACUUUUGAAAUGCACAAAGAGAAUCUUUCCCAAAUGUACAAGGAGUACCAAGGGAGAGGAGGUGAAGGGAGUGGAGUGUGUUCUGCAACUCCAAUUAGAACAAUCUCUGGUAUUAGCAAAGAAGCUGAAACCAAGGGAAAACAACAAUCUUUGGAGUUAAAAGAGAAUGCUGCUGCUCCUUCUUGCAUUACUGAUGGUGAUACAGAGUGCAGAACUGAAAAAGAAGAGAAAGAAAACUCAUCAGAUGGUGGCCAACAAACUCAUUCAGUGUCUAAUCAUGACGAGAAAUUAGAACGGGAGGAUAUGGCUACUACACAGGAUUUAAAACCAGUGCCUUGUGUGGAAUUUUCUCCAGAACAAGAAACAGUGAAGCCCAAUGUCUCAGAAAUCAGUACUGGAAUAGCUGAAGCAAUUGAAGAUUCCAGCAAAGUUGAUGAGCUUGUGGAAGAAACAGUUGCUGUCACUGCUGCUUCUUUAGCCAUGGAAACUCCUGUGGAAAGAGAAACUCCCACAAGUCCAGAAAGACUGGAAAAAUCAGCAGUAGAGGUGGAAGACGAAGAUGACUUUGUUGAUUUGAAAGAUGAAAGUAGUUUGCCUUUACCUUCAGAAGAGCUUGCAGAAAGGAACAAGGAAUGUGGCUCUAAUGCAAGCAAAGUGACAAGGCAGGAAGAAACAGCAGAGAAGAGACCUGAAACUGGACUUAUAAAAUCUGAGGGUGCUGAAGGUGCAGAUGAGAAGAAGCAAGAAGUGACUUUGCCAGAGACAGUGAGUUCUGCAGUUCCAGAAGUAGUAACUCAGCUGGAUUCAGCAGGAAAAAAGAUGCUGAAGGAAGGAAAUGUAAUUACUAGUGAAACUAGAACAACUGUGGAAAACUCAAGUGCACACGUGGCAGAGCCUGCUGGAGCCUCUGACAAGAGAAUUGCCAAGCUUGAUGUUUCCAGUGUUGCAUCAGAUACAGAAAGACUGGAGCUGAAAGCUAGCACGUGUCUAGAAGCACCUCUGCCCCCCAGAUCCAUGCCUGAGUGUGGGUUUUGUGUUUUGUUUCUUUUUUUUUUUUUUUUUUUUGUCUGCAAACUGUGCCUUCAGCCCUCAAGGCAGCAGGUUUCCUCAGGACAGGAGCUGGCUGCUCCAUCGGAUGGGCAGAGGAGGGACACGAGGUCAGCUGUGUUCCGUAUUCCCGAGUUCCGGUGGUCGCUGAUGCACCAGCGGCUGCUCACAGACCUGCUCUUCUCCAUAGAAACAGACAUUCAGAUGUGGAGAAGUCAUUCUACAAAAACUGUGAUGGACUUUGUGAAUAGCAGUGACAAUGUGGUGUUUGUGCACAACACGAUCCACCUCAUCUCUCAAGUGAUGGACAACAUGAUCAUGGCCUGUGGUGGUAUCUUGCCAUUGCUUUCUGCUGCCACAUCUGCUACUCAUGAGUUGGAGAAUAUUGAGGCAACUCAAGGACUUUCAGUAGAAGCAUCUUUAACAUUUCUUCAGAGAUUAAUCAACCUUGUGGAUGUGCUAAUUUUUGCAAGCUCUCUUGGUUUCACUGAAAUUGAAUCUGAGAAGAAUAUGUCGUCUGGAGGAAUUCUGCGACAAUGUCUUCGUCUGGUAUGUGCAGUAGCAGUAAGAAAUUGCUUGGAGUGUCAGCAACAUGCACAGAUGAAGCCUAUUGGAGAUACUGGGAAGAACCAAAAAACAGUUCAAGGCUUUAUAGGAUCAGCAAAGUCUGCAGCAAAGAGUCCUGUGGACAUUGUGACCGGUGGCAUUUCUCCAAUACGGGACCAUGACAGACUUCUGCAGGAUAUGGAUAUUAAUCGUCUCCGAGCAGUAGUGUUCAGAGAUAUAGAGGAUAGUAAACAGGCUCAGUUUUUGGCUUUGGCUGUUGUAUAUUUUAUUUCUGUGCUCAUGGUUUCAAAAUACAGAGAUAUACUGGAACCCCAGAAUGAAAGACGGCCACCAAACCAAAGCCAGUCACUCAAGGAAUCAGAAAAUGAAAAUAAUGUGACUUCUGCUGCAGUUGUGGAAAACCCAUCUGCGGCUCUUGGUGCUUCAGCCUCUACUGAAGAUUCAGAAAGUACAGCAUUUAUGCAGAGAAGGGAUUCUGGUCUUGGGGAGGAAGCAGCUCCAGCACAAACAAACAGUUUGGGUGGUGCUGCUGAGGCUGGACCUCUGAGUGUCAGUGCAGGCCCAGAUGCAGUCAGUGAAGUCCUGUGCACACUCUCACUAGAAGUCAAUAAAUCUCAGGAGGGCGCAAGUGAGACAGGAGCUGAAGAGAGUAAAUCUGUGACUUCUGUGCCAGCUGCAAAAAAUGUCAACGUGAAGGACAUCUUGAGAAGCCUGGUGAGCACACCAGCUGAUGGGACUGCAGGGGAUGCUGCUCUUCUGCCACCAACCUUCCUUGGAGUCCUUGGUGACGGAGCUGCUGCUCAGCAGCCUGUGCAGUUCCAUUCCUUUGACAGGAGUGUUGUUGUACCAACGAAGAAAUCGAGCAUUUCCUCCUCUACAGCUGCUAUUGGUGCUCCUGCAAAUGCUGUCAGUGUGGUUUCUUCUUUAGAUACAGCCCAAGCCCCAGAUUUGUCAGGAGAAUCUCCUGGAAGGGGAUCAUCUAAUUCAAAAUUGCCAUCUGUUCCUGCAGUUUCUUCAGUGCCUGAGGAUUCUGCCUCCAAUAUGAGUAUUACAGACAGGCUUGAGCAUGCUUUGGAAAAAGCUGCCCCACUUCUGAGAGAGAUUUUUGUGGAUUUUGCUCCCUUUCUUUCUCGGACUCUCUUGGGCAGCCAUGGGCAGGAGUUGCUGAUAGAAGGUCUUGUGUGCAUGAAAUCUAGCAGUUCAGUUGUGGAGCUGGUGAUGCUCCUUUGCUCUCAGGAGUGGCAAAACUCUAUACAGAAGAAUGCUGGCCUGGCCUUUAUUGAGCUUGUCAACGAAGGCAGGUUGCUGAGUCAAACCAUGAAGGAGCAUCUGGUACGAGUGGCUAAUGAAGCAGAAUUUAUCCUGAGCAGACAGAGGGCAGAGGACAUUAACCGCCAUGCUGAAUUUGAGUCACUGUGUGCCCAGUACUCUGCAGACAAACGAGAAGAAGAAAAAAUGUGUCAUCAUUUGAUCACGGCAGCCAAGUACCGGGACCAGGUGACUGCAACACAGCUAAUACAGAAAAUUAUCAACAUCCUCACAGACAAGCAUGGAGCCUGGGGAAGCUCUGCACCAAGUCGUCCUCGUGAGUUCUGGCGCCUCGACUACUGGGAAGAUGACUUGCGGCGCCGGCGACGAUUUGUGCGCAACCCCCUCGGAUCGACACAUCCUGAAGCGACACUCAGGGCAGCCGGAGAGCAUGCUCCCGAUGAGGAUAUACUUGUCAAAGGAAAGCAGUCCAUCAAGAGUCAAGUUUUAGGAAACCAGAACUCUGAAAGCGAGAUUCUCUUGGAAGGUGAUGAUGAUAUCAUGUCCUUCAUGGAGGAAAGAGAAGUGGAGAACUUGACAGGUCCAGUGUCCCUCAGCACACCAGCUCAGCUUGUGGCACCCUCUGUAGUAGUGAAAGGCACCCUUUCUAUCACUCUUUCUGAGCUCUACUUUGAGGUGGAUGAAGAAGAUCCUAGUUUUAAGAAAAUCGACCCAAAGAUUCUGGCAUAUACAGAAGGACUCCAUGGAAAAUGGCUUUUCUCAGAGAUUCGAUCGAUCUUUUCCCGACGUUACCUCUUGCAAAAUACAGCACUGGAGAUAUUCAUGGCAAAUAGAGUGGGUGUCAUGUUCAACUUCCCUGACCAAGCAACAGUAAAGAAAGUGGUUAACUGUCUACCUCGGGUUGGUAUUGGUACCAUCUUUGGACUGCCCCAGACCAGACGCAUUUCUUUGGCUAGUCCACGACAGAUCUUCAAAGCUUCCAACAUGACCCAGCGGUGGCAACACCGAGAGAUUUCCAACUUUGAAUAUUUGAUGUUUCUAAACACUAUAGCAGGUCGAACUUACAAUGAUUUGAAUCAGUACCCUGUCUUCCCUUGGGUUAUCACCAACUAUGAGUCAGAGGAGUUGGACCUUACACUUCCUAGCAACUUCAGGGAUUUGUCAAAGCCUGUUGGAGCUUUGAACCCAAAGAGAGCAGCAUUCUUUGCCGAGCGAUACGAAUCGUGGGAAGACGAUCAGGUCCCAAAAUUUCACUAUGGCACUCAUUAUUCAACAGCAAGUUUUGCACUCACGUGGUUGUUAAGGAUUGAACCCUUCACAACACUUUUCCUGAAUCUACAAGGUGGAAAGUUUGAUCAUGCAGAUAGGACUUUUUCCUCUGUUUCAAGAGCGUGGCGCAACAGUCAGCGUGACACUUCUGACAUCAAGGAAUUGAUUCCUGAAUUUUAUUACCUCCCAGAGAUAUUUGUCAACAGCAACAGUUACAACCUGGGAGUGAUGGAUGAUGGAACAGUGGUGUCUGAUGUUGAACUUCCACCAUGGGCCAAAACCCCAGAAGAAUUUGUUCGCAUAAACAGGCUGGCAUUAGAAAGUGAGUUUGUUUCCUGCCAGCUUCACCAGUGGAUUGAUCUGAUUUUUGGCUACAAACAACAAGGGCCAGAGGCUGUUAGGGCCCUGAAUGUAUUCUACUAUUUGACUUAUGAAGGAGCUGUCAAUUUAAGUUCAAUAACGGAUUCUGUACUGAGAGAGGCUGUGGAAGCUCAAAUACGAAGUUUUGGACAGACCCCUUCCCAGCUGCUCAUAGAACCACAUCCUCCGAGAAGUUCUGCCAUGCAGGUGUAUCUCCUCCUGCAGAGCCCCUUGAUGUUCACAGAGCAAGCCCAACAGGACGUGAUCAUGGUCCUGAAGUUCCCGUCCAACUCCCCGGUCGCUCAUGUGGCCGCCAACACCCAGCCUGGCCUGGCCACUCCGGCCGUGAUCACGGUCACUGCAAACAGGCUCUUUGCUGUGAACAAGUGGCACAGCCUCCCUGGUGCUGUACAAGACCAGCCUUACCAGCUGCCAGUGGAAAUCGAUCCUCUCAUAGCCAGCAAUACAGGUAUGCACAGGAGGCAAAUCACUGACCUUCUAGACCAAAGCAUUCAGGUACAUUCCCAAUGUUUUGUCAUCACUUCUGACAAUCGUUACAUCUUGGUCUGUGGCUUCUGGGACAAGAGUUUCCGUGUUUACUCUACUGACUCAGGUAAACUGAUGCAAGUAGUGUUUGGCCACUGGGAUGUUGUGACCUGUCUGACUCGUUCCGAGUCCUACAUUGGAGGGAAUUGUUACAUCCUCUCAGGAUCACGGGAUGCAACCUUGCUGCUCUGGUACUGGAAUGGCAAAACCAACAUCAUCGGUGAUAACCCAAGAGCCAGUGAUUUUGCAACUCCUCGAGCUGUUCUGACAGGACAUGACUAUGAGAUCACCUGUGCUGCCAUUUGUGCUGAGCUUGGCCUGGUAAUAAGUGGUUCAAAAGAAGGACCAUGUCUCAUACAUUCUAUGAAUGGAGAUCUACUGAGGACGUUGGAAGGUCCUGAAAGAUUACAAGGUCCUGAAAGCUGCCUGAGACCAAAACUUAUUCAAGCUUCCAGAGAAGGCCACUGUGUCAUAUAUUAUGAAAAUGGCCUCUUCUGUGUGUUCAGUGUGAAUGGAAGACUGCAGGCCACUAUGGAAACAGAUGAUAAGAUAAGGGCCAUUCAGCUGAGUCGGGAUGGACAGUAUCUGCUCACAGGUGGAGACAAUGGGGUCGUCAUGGUGUGGCAGGUGUGGGACCUCAAACGGCUCUUUGCUUACCCAGGGUGCGAUGCUGGAAUCCGAUCCAUGGCCCUGUCCUAUGACCAAAGGUGUAUAAUGACUGGAAUGGCAUCCGGGAGCAUCGUGGUUUUUUACAAUGAUUUCAAUCGCUGGCACCACGAGUACCAGACCAGGUACUGA
Messenger RNA from Cinclus cinclus, 8642 nucleotides. It is a transcript of the gene LRBA, whose product is annotated as LPS responsive beige-like anchor protein. The transcript is spliced from 57 exons. NCBI's taxonomy places the organism in Eukaryota, Metazoa, Chordata, Aves, Passeriformes, Cinclidae. Gene Ontology annotation, molecular function: protein kinase binding. Gene Ontology annotation, biological process: intracellular protein localization. Gene Ontology annotation, cellular component: cytosol; membrane. The coding region runs from base 15 to 8642 and encodes 2875 amino acids. The record is from RefSeq and is a predicted model, not a curated record.